GCAGGAACGACGCCGCCGCACACUUUACGGCAUACACGUGCUUCCUGCGCUCUUCUGUGCACUUCACCGCUCCGCGUCGGAUCCAGAGACGAUCUUUGAGUAAAUCUGAGUGAAAUGAUGGCCAAACUGAGCAAAGAGAGCAAGCAGCGGCUGCAGCAGGUGUUCCAGUGCGGCCAGUUCAUCAUCCGCUGGGGCUUCAUCCCCACCGUGCUGUACCUGGGAUUCAAGCGGGGAGCCGAUCCGGGGAUGCCUGAACCCACAGUCCUCAGUUUGCUUUGGGGAUGAAGACGCUCCUGACGGAAACUACAGACUCCAUAAAGACUCGUCGCUCGCUCGGAUCUCAACUCAGUGCUGGGAUGUAAAUACUUCACUGUCAACGCUUUUGUGUUAUUUUAAGACUUUUGCUUCCUCUUUCUGAAACAUUGCAUUGAGAAAAAAACA
Molecule: messenger RNA, 441 nt
Organism: Sinocyclocheilus rhinocerous
Lineage: Eukaryota; Metazoa; Chordata; Actinopteri; Cypriniformes; Cyprinidae
Gene: tomm7
Product: translocase of outer mitochondrial membrane 7 homolog (yeast)
Exons: 3
Coding region: 115-285 (56 amino acids)
Biological process (GO): protein import into mitochondrial matrix
Cellular component (GO): mitochondrial outer membrane translocase complex
Source: RefSeq, a predicted model, not a curated record